CGCUGAACCUCGACUUCUCCUCGCGACAUUUUCAAGCACAGUGAUAUUUAUCAGCCCACAACUCCUUUCAACUAUUUGAAUAUCCAAUCACAGCCGACCCAGUCAUGCCCUCCUCGGUGACGCGACCGAGCAAGAUUUUCAAACCAGAACGCGAUGUCGCGAGCAGGGACAAAACGCCCAUUGGAGGCCUUCCAGAGUUCAUCAUCAGAUCUCCAAAAUGGUCACGAUAGCUCCCCCGGAAUGAGAGAUCCAAAGGUGUCAAAAACGGUGACUGCAUGUACAGAAUGCCAAAAAAGAAAGAUCAAAUGUGACCUUGGGCCAAGAGGAGAUAUCUGUACUCGAUGUGCGAAGAAAGGUCUCCAGUGUGUCUUGAAUAAGAACCUUCAGUCUCUUCUUAAGGAUGAAGCUCAAUGGAAGAGAGAUAUUGAGAACGAUGCCUCAACAACUCGAGAAGCUGUCUCAGAAAUUCUCAAAGUUCUCAAUCUCCCCGCGAUGGAGACCUUCAAUCGUCCAUCCCGCCAGAGUUUUCCCGCCUCACCAAGAGAUAAACGGCCAGCACCACCCAUUGUCCGAUUUGCUUCGGAAGUAGAAAGUGCUUCAAAUGCUAUGCCCAGCCGACGAGUUCCAGCCGCGAUGGCAAUGACUCGUGAAAACUCCCAAGAACCUGAACAGGAUGAGGCGCACUCGAGCACGAUUGUCACAGACCCAAUGGGAAGUCUUUAUGAAGUCACCAAACUCCGGAAUUUGAGGAGCAGACCUCAGAGCAGACUCCGUCAGCGAUAUACCCCCGGUGAAGGUGACUUCAUAUCGUCAGGGAAGGUGUCCCUUGAAGAUGCAGAGCAGCUCUUCGAGUAUUUUUCAAAGUAUCUCAAUGCCUACCUCUGGGGUGGCAUUGCACUGGUUCAUCCUGGACUGAUGGAAGUACGCUGUUCUUCCUCGCUGCUGCUAGCAGCCAUCUUAACAGUAUCUGCCCUCCAUGUUCCUGGAAUGGAAGCUGUGUUCGAUGUAUGUUACGCCGAGUUUGUGGGUCUCAUAUGUGAUAGCAUGCUCGACCGCUACCACACAAUGGAUGGAAUUCGAGGGUUGACCAUAGGAGCAUUCUGGCUAAGUGAUCUCAGCUGGAAGCUUUCAGGUCAUGCUGUUCGUAUUGCUACAGAACUCAACCUGCAUCAGAGCUAUUCAAAAGCUAUGAAAGGAUCAGCCGAACAUAUCGAAGGCGCAAGACUCUGGCUCCUCUUAUACGUUUGCGAUCAUCACUUCAGCAUUGCUUAUGGCAGACCACCUGUCAUUCACGCAAGCAAGAUUGUUCUCAAUCAUGUCAGACUUUUGCAGCUGCCCCAGGUGACCCAAGCCGAUGAGAGACUCCAUAGUCAAGUCGCAAUUUUCAUCAUUCUCACCGACAUCUACAAUACGUUUGGACCAGAUAUCGAAGAGCAAUUGACAGAGGAAGACUUCACUCGUGUCAAGAAUUUCAAUCAGCAUCUAGAUCAGUACCGCCUGGAUUGGCAACAGCGGCUGGCGCCUCAUCGCUAUAUUGGAUCAUAUCCUGCCAAAGGCGUUGAUCUCCAUUGCCAUUAUGCAAAACUUCAACUCAAUUCGCUAGCACUCAGAGGUCUCAGCCCGGCCAUAAUGAUCCUGUCUCCUGGUCGUUGUGAGCUUGCCAGCAUUGCCGUCUCAUCGGCUGUUAUGAUUCUCAGGUUGACGCUCGAAGAACCUGACAUCACGAACGCUAUCGUAGGGGUACCUUUAUACGUACAUACAAUGAUUACCUACGCAACCGUGUUUAUGCUCAAGGUCCACCAAAAAUGGGGCGCUCAGCUUGGUAUGGAGUUGGUCCAAAUCCAAGACUUGAUGAGCAGAGUAAUGGAGCUUCUCCGAAAUGCAAAAGCUAGUAAACGGCAUCUUGCGUAUCAUAUUGCGACUGGCGUGGGUAAGAUGCUGCAUCGAUUCACAGCUGCUCAGAGGAGUGGUGGCCUUGAGGAUUCUCGUGUAGCACAGGAGAGCAGUCUCAACUACGAAGCCCCAUCAGUAGGAAUCAACGCAGCCGACUUCGAUCCCGUGGCUCCGUAUGGCGAUAUGAUCAGUUAUGACGAGUACUUCCCAUUCGGAUUCUUUGAUGUGCUCUCUGCUGCCAUUCAAGAAUGAUCGCAGGAUCUGACUGAGAAGUGGACAUCACGCGCGCCAUCGCGAAAGACAACGAGUGAGACAUCACGGUGUGAACUGGAUUGGCCGACCAUCGCGUCUUUCUACGCAGUCCUUUCUAACUCCUGUUACGCUGUCACUCGGAGCAGCUUGAAGAACUACCAUCUAUUGAUUUCAUAAUUUCCUUCAGGCUU
This is a messenger RNA of Mollisia scopiformis, 2336 nucleotides long. RefSeq names its product C6 transcription factor. Gene Ontology annotation, molecular function: DNA-binding transcription factor activity, RNA polymerase II-specific; zinc ion binding; DNA binding. The coding region runs from base 154 to 2145 and encodes 663 amino acids. NCBI's taxonomy places the organism in Eukaryota, Fungi, Ascomycota, Leotiomycetes, Helotiales, Mollisiaceae. Gene Ontology annotation, biological process: regulation of DNA-templated transcription; DNA-templated transcription. The transcript has 5 exons. The record is from RefSeq and is a predicted model, not a curated record.